AUGGCCGACGGCGACAAUGACGGGAUCCCGGAGAGUGUACUUGGCAUACUCAAGACAGCGUCGGAAGAAAUUCUGAGCAAACAGGACGGAUACUGUUUUACGGUGGAUAACGGACCCAACGAAGUCGUCGAUGAACCGUUUUCUUAUAACGACGCCGAGCUGGCCGAGUUUAUUAAUUUCGAUAUGAUAGGAGAUGAAGGUGAUAAUCUGGAGUCUUUUAACCAUCUCAUUACUAAUACAAACCACGAAGAUCUUACUGGCGAUCGCAAGGUGUUAAAAAUAUUACUGAAUUCGGGGAUUGGUCAAGUUGUACCAGAAAACUAUGUGGUUUUGAUACAUUAUAUUGCUUAUAUAUCAAACCUUCAAGAACCAUUUGAUGUAACAUAUCUUCAAGGCAGAAGACCUAAACGUUUUACAUUGGGUAGUGGUGAACUCAUUCCAGGAUUAGAAAUUGGUAUAAAAACGAUGACUACUGGUGAAAACGCAAGGUUUAUAAUACAGCCAGAAUUGGCAUACAGAGAAUUGGGUUGCCCACCUCGCAUACCACCAAACGCAACUAUUCUGUUUGAUGUCCAUCUUGUUUCCUUUUUAUCACCUGAGAGUAUCAUAACCUUUGAUAGAGAAAACCGUGAUCCUGAUGCAUUUAAUAAAAAUAUGGUACAAGUUAAAAAAUUGCAUUUUGAAGGUAAUGAACAAUUUAAACUUAAAAAUAUAGAUAAAGCCGUAUUUAAAUAUAAUCGAGCAUUAGAACUACUGCAUAUAGCUGGAUGCAAAAGUGACAACGAAGAAAUAGAAAUGAUGAAAUAUUUGAAUAAGAUCUAUACAAAUUUAAGCGUGUGCUACUUAAAACAAUGUGCGUUUAAUAAAGUAUGUCGUAUGGGCAUAGAGGCAUUGAAAUAUUCAGAGAGAUUUUCCAAACGCUCAGCAAAAUUAUUUUUCAACUGGGGUAAAGCAUUACGCUUGUUAAAAGAUUUUACAGAAGCGAAGAAAAAGCUUGACAUGGCAUUGAAACAUGAACCUCAAAAUGAAACAAUACUUUAUGAGAUUCAUAAAUUAAAAAAAGAUAAAGAAUUUCAUCGUAAUGUCGAAUCAAUUACAUUAAAAGAUGACAACGAUGCUGAUGAAAAUAAACGUAUGGCUCCAGAAUUUUGGGACGUAUUCAAUAAACAUUUAACCGAGUUUUAUACUGGUAGUGAUGAUGUAUUGACAGUUAUGUUGAACAAAAACCCUGAUGACAUUGAGGUAGUCAAAAACAAGGCAAGUGCUUAUGACCUCCAAGUUCAAGUAAUCACAAAAGCUGGUGUUCCAACAAAUUGUAUUGCAAUCAAAAAAUAA
Molecule: messenger RNA, 1335 nt
Organism: Macrosiphum euphorbiae (potato aphid)
Lineage: Eukaryota; Metazoa; Arthropoda; Insecta; Hemiptera; Aphididae
Source: the annotation of a GenBank genome assembly